UUUAUUUAUUUAUUUAUUUAUUAUUUUUUCCCCCUGCCGAGCUGCUGCCCGCACUCCAGUCCAGUAGGUGGCGGUAAUGCACCUGAACUUGGUUUGCCGACCACCAUUAAAACAAGAAGAAGAAGCAGAAGAGUUUCACUUUCAGUAUCCAGUCCAUUUUAUCUCCUGUUGGAAAAGCAAACAAACAAACAAACAAACAAACUCAGCACCAGGCAGAAACGGUGACAUUAAUGUCACACAACAUGGAGUGUUGACUAAACGAGGGUAAGUAAUUCCAGCAGAAGCCAUCAGCAUCUUCAGGACUCAGCUGUGUGUCCAUGAGCUGUCUGUGUAUACACUAAUAUUCAAACAUGGAGACCCCUGACCUGGACACAGAUGAUGUGACUCCACCCUCAAAAAAACAUAAACUACAGAGAAAGAGAUCAGACUCACCGGAACCCAGCUGUGUCUCCAUGAAGAAUGAUGCGUCUAUGGAGUCUCCAUGGUACUUUAAAAAUGGAAACCCCUCAUCUGUACACAGUAAACUACAGAGAAAGAGAUCAGACUCACCGGAACCCAGCUGUGUCUCCAUGAAGAGUGAUGCGUCUAUGGGUUUUCCUCAUAACUUUAGAAUUAGAGACUCCUCAUCUGCACACAGUGUUCUACAGAAGUCAAGAGACAGAAGAGAAAAGAACGUCAUCACAGCUACAGGACACGACCCAGAACCUGCUGCUGUAAAUGAAUUCCAGAAAAUGUUCAAAUUAAAUCUGAUGAAGAAAUUUCAGUGUUUAAAUGGAGUGAUGAUAAACCCGGAAAAACGAACACUCCUGAAUGAGAUCUACACAGAGCUCUACAUCACAGAGGGAGACAGUGGAGACGUCAAUAAAGAACAUGAGGUGAGACAGAUCGAGGCAGCAUCCAGGAGAACGACAACAGAGGAAACACCAAUCAAAUGCAAUGACAUCUUUAAGCCGUUAUCUGAUCAAGACAAACCCAUCAGAACUGUGCAGACAAAGCCCUUAUCUAAAAAAGACAAACCCAUCAGAACUGUGCUGACAAAGGGAGUCGCUGGCAUUGGAAAAACAGUCUCUGUGCAGAAGUUCAUUCUGGACUGGGCUGAAGGGAAAGCAAAUCAGGACAUCCACCUCAUAUUUCCACUUCCUUUCAGAGAGCUGAAUUUGAUGAAGGACCAGAAACUGAGUCUGAUGGAUCUCCUUCAUGUCUGUUUUAAGGAGACAAAAGAAACAGAAAUGUCCAGUUUGGAAAAGGUUCUGUUCAUUUUUGAUGGAUUGGACGAGUAUCGUUUUCCUCUGGAUUUCCAGAACACAGAGAGAGUGUGUGAUGUAACUGAAUCAGCAUCAGUGCAUGUGCUGCUGAUAAACCUGAUCAAAGGGAAUCUGCUUCCCUCUGCUCUCAUCUGGAUCACCUCCCGACCCGCAGCAGCUGAUCAAAUCCCCUCUGAGUGUGUCCAUCGAGUCACAGAGGUACGAGGGUUCAAUGACCCACAAAAGGAGGAUUACUUCAGGAAGAGGAUCAGUGAUCAGAGCCUGGCCAAUAACAUCAUCACACACCUGAAGUCAUUAAGAAGCCUCUACAUCAUGUGCCACAUCCCAGUUUUCUGCUGGAUUUCAGCCACUGUUCUAGAGAGAAUGUUGGAUGAAGCAGAGAGUGGAGAGAUCCCCAAGACUCUGACUCAAAUGUACACACAUUUCUUCAUCAUUCAGACAAACAUCAUAAGAGACAAGUACUCAAAGAAGCAGGAGAGUGAUGAAGAAAUGCUUCUCAAACUGGGACGACUGGCUUUUCAGCAGCUGAUGAAAGGCAACCUGAUCUUCUAUGAGGAAGACCUGAGAGGGUGUGGCAUCGAUGUGAGAGAAGCAGCAGUGUACUCAGGUGUGUGUACGCAGAUCUUCAGAGAAGAGUUUGGACUUCACCAGAGUAAAGUGUACUGCUUUGUUCAUCUGAGCAUUCAGGAGCAUCUCGCAGCUCUGUAUGGGCACCUGACAUUCAUGAUGGAAAAGAAAAAUGUUCUUAAUCAGUUCUCUGACCAGUUGACUGAAGAAAUUACAAUCUCAGCUGUCCACAAGAGUGCUGUAGAUCAGGCCUUAAAGAAUCAGACUGGACAUCUGGAUCUUUUCCUCCGGUUUCUUCUGGGUCUCUCACUGGAGUCCAAUCAGAACCUCUUACAUACCUUAGUAACACAUACAGGAGGUAGCUCCCAGACAGAACAGAGGAACACAGUACAGUACAUUAAGAUGAAGAUUAAUGAAGAUCUUCCUACAGAAAAAUCCAUCAAUCUGUUCCACUGUCUGAAUGAACUGGGGGACAAUUCUCUAGUGGAGGAAAUCCAACACUACCUGAAAUCUGGAAAACAAAGUGAACUCUCUUCUUCACAGUGGUCUGCUCUGGUGUUUGUCUUACUGACAUCAGCAGAGGAACUGGAGGAAUUUGACCAGAGUAAAUAUAUCUCUACAGAUAAAAUAAGAGAGGAGAUUCUUGUGAAGGUGAUGCCUGUGAUUGCAGCAUCCAGAAAAGCAAUUAUCAGGUGUGAUACAAUUCAAGAACGUGGUUGGUCAGCUCUGGCCUCAGUGCUCAGCUCAGAAACCUCCAAUCUGAGAGAACUGCAUCUGACUGUGGAUACACUGCAUCUGACUGGGAAGACACUGGAUCUGACUGGGAAUGAUCUUGGAGACUCAGGAGUGAAGCGUCUCUCUGCUCUACUGGAGAAUCCUCAUUGUAAAGUAAAAAAUGUGAAGUUGUGGGAGUGUGGUGUCUCAGAUGAAGGCUGUGCUGCUCUGGCUUCAGCCCUGAGAUCAAACCCCUCACACCUGAGAGAACUGGAUCUGUCUGAGAAUAAUGUAGGAGACUCAGGAGUGAAGUGUCUCUCUGCUGGACUGGAGAAUCCUCACUGUAAACUGGAGAUACUGAAGUUGAGUUAUUGUGGUGUCUCAGAUGAAGGCUGUGCUGCUCUGACUUCAGCUCUGAGAUCAAACCCCUCACACCUGAGAGAACUGUAUCUGUCUUCGAAUAAUCUAGGAGACUCAGGAAUGAAGUGUCUCUCUGCUGUACUGGAGAAUCCUCACUGUAAACUGGAGAUACUGAAGUUGGAGGAGUGUGAUAUCUCAGAUGAAGGCUGUGCUGCUCUAACUUCAACUCUGAGAUCAAACCCCUCACACCUGAGAGAACUGUAUCUGUCUCUGAAUAAUCUAGGAGACUCAGGAGUGAAGUGUCUCUCUGCUGGACUGGAGAAUCCUCACUGUAAACUGGAGAUACUGAGGUUGUGUAGGUGUGGUGUCUCGGAUGAAGGCUGUACUGCUCUGGCUUCAGCUCUGAGAUCAAACCCCUCACACCUGAGAGAACUGCAUCUGUCUUUGAAUAAUCUAGGAGACUCAGGAGUGAAGUGUCUCUCUGCUGUACUGGAGAAUCCUCACUGUAAACUGGAGAUACUGGGGUUGCGUUAUUGUGGUGUCUCGGAUGAAGGCUGUGCUGCUCUGGCUUCAGCUCUGAGAUCAAACCCCUCACACCUGAGAGAACUGGAUCUGUAUGAGAAUAAAUUAGGAGACUCAGGAGUGAAGUGUCUCUCUGCUCUGAAGAAUGAUGAACAUUACCAACUACAGACACUUGAACUACACACAUCUCUGCACUGAGUAGAACGACCUGUGAUCCCUGGACAAAAUUUCCUCAAUCCCAAUGAAAACCUGAGGGAUUAUUUGGAACAGCAGGUGAAAAACCACACGAACUCCAGCUGGACCCAGUCAGUGGAAGACGGAGCUGAAAUGGACAGGAACAGUUUCAUGGCAUUGGUGGGAUUCUCACCUGACAGGAUUAGCAUCUGAGGAGUUUAUGUGAAGAAGCCCCUGGGAGACUCACUACAAGUCACAUUUAUCACUCUGUCCUUUAGUUGGUAUUUAAUAUAGUGUAGAUUUUUUGGUUCCAGGAUCAGAUCUAAUCUGUUCUUUAUUUUCUCUGAUAUCUGAUCCCCAUUUCUUUGCUAGUAUCAGCUGAUCAUACCCGGUAUGGGAUCAGUGCCAUCACUAUUACUUAAGUAUACACUACUUGCAAUAUUUUGCGUAAUUGUGUCAGUCAAAUACAGUACAUUUUGAAGAAGUGAAUAUGUUGUAUCUUUGUAUUAGACUACAACUUGAGAAGAAUACAGUAGACACUCGGAGGUAAAGUUAACUCGUGUGUUAACCAGAGCAAGAGAGAAACAUAUCAAUGCGCAUGGCUAAUUACCAAUCAGAAAUCAAUGCUAAAGGGAGUGAUUCCACUUAAAGAAAUAGAUCCUCUCUAAACACUACAGUCUUUAGUUCUGCUGGAACAACCCCAGAUGGAAAAUGAUGGAAAGUGGGGAACGGACACAGAGCUUAUGUUGAACUUCAGGUUAUAAACCACAAUAAUGCCUCCGCCUCUGCCAGAUAACCUCGGGAGAGCUAAUACUCCAAAUCCCGCUGGAGUGAUCAUUUUCUUUAUGCCAUGUUUCGGUUAUAAUCAACAAGUCCAGCUUUUUAUCAGUAAGAAAAUCCGAUAAAAGCAGGGCCUUGUUAUUCACGGACCGUGCACUGAAUAAAAUUUUUACAUAGACACAUACAAAGAAAUGCUUUAAAGCAAAGAUUUGCAUUAUUAUAUACAGAGCAGUAAAUAGUAAUUGAAAGGAAAUUCUCUUAUAUCAUGUACUCUUAUAUUAUGAACUGUAUUAAGACACCUUGGAUACGGGGAAUACUGGGUUAUAGUUUCUGUUUGUGUGUCUCUCUGCUAUCAAAUACCUAUGAUGAAUGUAUACAUUUAAUUAGCUCUUUGAAUAAGCUGCCAUCCUUUAAUAUAGCUGAAACAUGUAGACUUAUUUUGUAGUAUGACCCUGUGCGCUGUGUAUUUUGUCUAUCUGUCUGGCCCCUGCACCAGUAGAAACCCUCCACACACUGCUGUUAUCAAAGUGGUAUGUGUAUAAAUACUUCUGUUUUGA
Ictalurus furcatus (blue catfish) is the source of this 4939-nucleotide messenger RNA. Its product is annotated as NACHT, LRR and PYD domains-containing protein 12-like. The transcript is spliced from 13 exons. The record is from RefSeq and is a predicted model, not a curated record. Lineage: Eukaryota; Metazoa; Chordata; Actinopteri; Siluriformes; Ictaluridae. Gene Ontology annotation, molecular function: protein binding. Bases 351 to 3626 code for a protein of 1091 amino acids.